Messenger RNA from Myotis daubentonii (Daubenton's bat), 2157 nucleotides. It is a transcript of the gene ASNS, whose product is annotated as asparagine synthetase (glutamine-hydrolyzing). Gene Ontology annotation, molecular function: asparagine synthase (glutamine-hydrolyzing) activity. Lineage: Eukaryota; Metazoa; Chordata; Mammalia; Chiroptera; Vespertilionidae. Gene Ontology annotation, cellular component: cytosol. The record is from RefSeq and is a predicted model, not a curated record.
AUAUUUAAUGACUCGUUCUCAUGAAUAGACUUGUUCUCAUUGUAGAAAUGACAUAAUGUGAUUUCUUAGGGAGGCGGGGGGACAUUUGAAUAUAUAGAGAGGCCCACAUUAUGAGUAAUUAAGGCUUCCAGCUAAAAGCUAGUGAGGAACUGAGGACUCAUGACAACAGCAAUGUGAGUGAAUUUGGAAGCAGAUCCUCCAGCCCUGGUCAAGCUUUCAGGUGACUGCCUUCCUGAUCAUCUUUACUGAACCUCAAGAGAGAACCUGACCCAGAACCACUCAGCUAAAGUGCUCCUGAAUUCCUGGCCCAGAGAAACUAGAACACGUCGCUUCACCGCACCAUGUGUGGCAUUUGGGCCCUCUUUGGCAGCGAUGACUGCCUUUCUGUUCAGUGCCUGAGUGCGAUGAAGAUUGCACACAGGGGUCCGGAUGCAUUUCGCUUUGAGAAUGUCAACGGAUAUACCAACUGCUGCUUUGGAUUUCACCGGUUGGCGGUGGUUGACCAGCUGUUUGGAAUGCAGCCAAUUCGAGUAAAGAAAUAUCCUUAUUUGUGGCUAUGUUACAAUGGAGAAAUCUACAACCACCGGAAGCUGCAACACCAUUUUGCAUUUGAAUAUCAAACCAAAGUGGAUGGUGAGAUAAUCCUUCAUCUUUAUAACAAAGGAGGAAUUGAGCAAACUGCUAGUCUGUUGGAUGGGGUAUUUGCGUUUAUUUUACUGGAUACAGCGAAUAAGAAGGUGUUCCUGGGCAGGGAUACCUAUGGAGUCAGACCAUUGUUUAGAGCCAUGACAGAAGAUGGAUUUUUGGCUGUGUGUUCAGAAGCUAAAGGUCUUGUUAACUUGAAGCACUCCACAGCUCCUUUUUUAAAAGUGGAGCCUUUUCUCCCAGGACAUUAUGAGGUUUUGGAUUUAAAGCCAAAUGGCAAAGUUGCAUCAGUGGAAAUGGUCAAAUAUCAUCACUGCAGAGAUGAGCCUCUACACGCCCUCUAUGACAGCGUCGAGAAGCUAUCCCCAGGUUUUGAGAUAGAAACCGUGAAGAGCAACCUUCGCAUCCUUUUUGACAAUGCCAUUAGGAAACGUUUGAUGACAGACAGAAGGAUUGGCUGUCUUCUAUCAGGGGGCUUGGAUUCCAGUUUGGUUGCUGCCACCCUGAUGAGGCAGCUAAAGGAAGCCCAAGUCCAGUACCCUUUCCAGACAUUCGCCAUUGGCAUGGAAGACAGUCCUGAUUUACUAGCUGCCAGAAAGGUGGCAAAUCAUAUUGGGAGUGAACACCAUGAAGUCCUCUUUAACUCUGAGGAAGGUAUUCAGGCCCUGGAUGAAGUCAUAUUUUCCUUGGAAACUUAUGACAUUACAACAGUUCGCGCUUCAGUGGGUAUGUACUUAAUUUCUAAGUACAUUCGGAAGAACACAGAUAGUGUAGUGAUCUUCUCUGGAGAAGGCUCAGAUGAACUUACGCAGGGUUACAUAUAUUUUCACAAGGCUCCUUCUCCGGAACAGGCCCAGGAGGAGAGCGAGAGGCUGCUGAAGGAGCUCUAUCUGUUCGAUGUCCUCCGCGCAGAUCGAACCACUGCUGCCCACGGCCUGGAAUUGAGGGUCCCAUUCCUGGACCAUCGGUUUUGUUCCUAUUACUUGUCUCUGCCGCCUGAUAUGAGAAUCCCCAAGAACGGGAUAGAAAAACAUCUCCUGAGAGAGACAUUUGAGGACUCCAAUCUGCUACCGAAAGAGAUUCUCUGGCGACCGAAAGAAGCCUUCAGUGAUGGCAUAACCUCCAUUAAGAAUUCCUGGUUUAGGAUUUUACAGGAACAUAUUGAGCAUCAGGUUGAUGAUGCAAUGAUGGCAGCGGCAGCCCAGAAGUUUCCCUUCAACACUCCUAAAACGAAAGAAGGCUACUACUACCGUCAAAUCUUUGAACGCCACUACCCAGGCCGGGCUGACUGGCUAACCCACUACUGGAUGCCCAGGUGGAUUAACGCCACCGACCCUUCUGCACGCACUCUGACCCAUUACAAGUCAGACACCAAAGCGUAGGCACUUUCUAAGAACAUUUACAUAGAGUACAUGUUCUUAUUGUGAAGGGUAGAGGACUUGGGGGCUCUAGGGGUUGCACUGAGCUUCAUCUACCCAGGUGGUGAAAAAAAUAAAAGUCUUAAAUCUAAAA